Molecule: messenger RNA, 6099 nt
Organism: Cajanus cajan (pigeon pea)
Lineage: Eukaryota; Viridiplantae; Streptophyta; Magnoliopsida; Fabales; Fabaceae
Gene: ABCA1
Product: ATP-binding cassette A1
Biological process (GO): lipid transport; transmembrane transport
Cellular component (GO): membrane; intracellular membrane-bounded organelle
Molecular function (GO): ATP hydrolysis activity; lipid carrier activity; ATP binding
Source: RefSeq, a predicted model, not a curated record
UUUCCGUUUAGUUAUUAUAAGCUAUAAGCCUCCACCUUCUCCCACUUCAACGUCAAGCGUACGCUGCACACUUGUUCCUCCUCAGAACCAGAAUCGCUUGGCUUCUGGUUCUAGGGUUUCGCCGCCAUGGGAACUGCGUCCAGGCAGUUGAAGGUCAUGCUCCGCAAGAACUGCCUCCUCAAAAUUCGUCACCCUUUCGUUACUGCUGCUGAGAUUUUGCUCCCUACGAUUGUGUUGUUGUUGUUAGUAGCUGUAAGGACGCAAGUGGAUACACAAAUUCAUCCAGCUCAACCGCACAUUCAAAAAGAUAUGUUUGUGGAAGUAGGAAAAGGUAUAUCCCCCAACUUUCAACAAGUUUUGGCAUCAUUGUUGGAAAGUGGAGAGUAUUUAGCUUUUGUACCAGAUACCGAUGAGACAAAGCUGUUGAUAAAUGUAGCAUCGACAAAAUUUCCACUCUUGAAGCUAGUUAGUAGAGUAUACAAAGAUGAGGAAGAGUUGGAAACAUACAUCCGCUCAGAUGCUUAUGGUAGCUUCAAUCAAGCAAGGAAUUGUUCAAAUCCCAAAAUUAAAGGAGCAGUUGUGUUUUAUGAACAAGGUCCUCAGUCAUUUGAUUAUAGCAUACGCCUCAAUCAUACGUGGGCUUUCUCUGGAUUUCCAGAUGUUACGACAAUAAUGGAUACAAAUGGCCCUUUUCUUAAUGACUUGGAACUUGGUGUUAGUGCUGUACCAACAAUGCAAUACAGCUUCAGUGGGUUUUUGACUCUCCAGCAAAUGGUUGAUUCAUUCAUAAUAUUAAUAGCGCAACAGUCUGACUUAAAUGUCAAUGCUGAAAGUUUAGAGCUUCCUCUUCCAGGAUACUAUGACACUAAUUUCUCUUUGAAAAGUCCAUGGACUCAGUUUAACCCUGCUCACAUACGAGUAGCUCCAUUUCCUACUCGAGAGUACACUGAUGAUCAGUUCCAGUCAAUAAUAAAGAAAGUCAUGGGAAUAUUGUACUUAUUGGGGUUUCUCUAUCCAAUUUCUCGCUUAAUCAGUUAUUCUGUGUUUGAGAAGGAACAGAAGAUUAAAGAGGGACUCUAUAUGAUGGGCCUGAAAGAUGGCAUAUUUCAUCUUUCUUGGUUUAUCACAUAUGCUUUGCAGUUUGCAAUUUCUUCUGGGAUCCUUACAGCUUGCACCAUGGAUAAUUUAUUCAAGUAUAGUGAUAAGACAUUGGUGUUUGCGUACUUUUUUGUUUUUGGGCUUAGUGCAAUCAUGCUCUCUUUCUUUAUAUCAACAUUUUUCAACCGGGCUAAAACAGCUGUAGCCGUUGGAACUCUGUCUUUUUUUGGAGCCUUUUUUCCUUACUACACUGUCAAUGACGAGGGAGUUUCAAUGAUCUUGAAAGUUAUUGCUUCUUUACUUUCACCUACUGCCUUCGCUUUGGGUUCGAUCAACUUUGCUGAUUAUGAGCGUGCUCAUGUUGGACUUCGUUGGAGUAACAUAUGGCGGGAAUCAUCUGGAGUGAACUUUUUUGCAUGUCUUCUGAUGAUGAUACUUGAUACACUGCUAUAUUGUGCAAUUGGACUUUAUUUUGAUAAGGUUCUUCCAAGGGAGUAUGGACAGAGAUACCCAUGGAGCUUUAUUUUCCAAAAGGAUUUCUGGAGGAAGAAAAAAAUUGUAAAACAUUGUUCCUCCGGUAUUAAAGUUAAAAUUUCUGGUAAGAAUUCUGAGUCGGAAGGGAAUCUUUCAGGGGAAUAUACUUUUAGACCUGCUAUAGAAGCAAUAAGCUUAGACAUGAAACAACAGGAGCUUGAUGGCAGGUGCAUUCAAAUCAGGAAUUUGCAUAAAGUAUAUGCUACGAAAAAAGGGUAUUGCUGUGCUGUUAAUUCGUUACAGCUGACACUGUAUGAAAACCAGAUUCUUGCUCUUCUAGGACAUAAUGGAGCUGGGAAAAGCACGACAAUCUCAAUGCUUGUUGGUCUGCUUCCUCCUACUUCUGGGGAUGCUUUGGUGUUUGGAAAGAACAUUGUAUCAGAUAUUGAUGAGAUACGGAAGGUUUUGGGUGUCUGCCCACAACAUGAUAUACUCUUUCCUGAAUUAACAGUUAGAGAGCAUUUAGAACUGUUUGCCAUAUUAAAGGGUGUGGAAGAACACUCAUUGGACAAUGUUGUUACUAAUAUGGCUGAUGAGGUGGGCCUGGCUGAUAAAAUCAACAGUAUUGUGAGAACUCUUUCUGGUGGCAUGAAGAGGAAGUUGUCUCUUGGAAUUGCAUUGAUUGGAAACAGUAAGGUUAUAGUCCUUGAUGAACCCACUAGCGGAAUGGAUCCAUACUCGAUGCGCUUGACUUGGCAAUUAAUAAAAAAAAUUAAGAAGGGCAGAAUAAUUUUGCUCACUACACAUUCUAUGGAUGAAGCAGAAGAACUAGGUGACCGGAUAGCUAUCAUGGCCAAUGGUUCUUUGAAAUGCUGUGGAAGCUCCCUUUUCUUGAAGCAUCAUUAUGGAGUUGGUUAUACUCUAACUCUUGUGAAGUCAGCCCCUACUGCUUCUAUAGCUGGUGAUAUAGUAUACCGUCAUGUUCCAUCAGCAACAUGUAUAAGCGAGGUUGGAACUGAGAUUUCUUUCAGACUUCCUAUGGCAUCCUCAUCAGCUUUUGAGGGGAUGUUUAGGGAAAUUGAAGGUUACAUGAAAAAACCAAUUUCAAACAUGGAAUUGAGUGGCAAUGGUGACAAAGACAGUCUUGGUAUUGAAAGCUAUGGUAUAUCUGUAACUACCCUGGAGGAGGUAUUUUUGAGAGUUGCAGGAUGUGACUAUGAUGAAGUUGAAUGCUUUGAAGAAAAUAACCAUUCCCUUAUAUCAGACUCCGUGGCUUCUCUUCCUACUAAUGAUCAUCCAUCCACAAAAACAAGUUGCCUUAAAAUUUUUGGAAAUUAUAAGAAGAUUCUUGGUUUCAUGUCUACCAUGUUGGGAAGAGCUUGUGGCUUAAUUUUUGCUACAGUUAUUAGUUUUAUCAACUUCUUGGGUAUGCAGUGCUGUAGCUGUUGUCUCAUCACUAGGUCAACAUUUUGGCAACAUUUUAAAGCCUUAUUCAUUAAAAGGGCAAUAUCUGCUCGAAGAGACCACAAAACAAUUAUUUUCCAGCUAAUGAUUCCUACUCUCUUCUUGUUUAUUGGUCUUCUAUUUCUCAAGCUCAAGCCACAUCCUGAUCAGCAAUCACUGACCCUUUCAACUUCUCAUUUUAAUCCUCUAUUGAGUGGUGGGGGUGGAGGAGGUCCAAUUCCAUUUAAUCUAUCUUUGCCAAUUGCUGAAAAGGUAGCACAAAAUGUCAAAGGAGGGUGGAUUCAGAGAUUCAAGCCAAGCUCAUACAGAUUCCCUAAUUCAGAAAAGGCAUUGGCUGAUGCAGUGGAAGCAGCAGGGCCAGCUCUGGGGCCUGCUCUACUUUCAAUGAGUGAAUAUUUAAUGUCUAGCUUUAAUGAAUCCUACCAAUCUAGGUAUGGGGCAAUUGUGAUGGAUGAUCAGAAUAAUGAUGGAAGCUUAGGAUACACUGUAUUGCACAACUGUUCUUGUCAACAUGCUGCUCCCACCUUUAUCAAUUUGAUGAAUUCUGCAAUUCUUAGGCUUGCAACCAUGGACAUGAAUAUGACAAUUCAGACACGCAACCAUCCUCUACCAACAACACAAAGCCAGCACUUACAACGUCAUGACUUGGAUGCCUUCUCUGCUGCAAUUAUUGUCAAUAUUGCUUUCUCUUUUAUACCUGCCUCAUUUGCCGUUUCAAUUGUUAAGGAACGUGAAGUGAAAGCUAAGCAGCAGCAACUAAUCAGUGGGGUUUCCGUCCUAUCAUAUUGGGCUUCUACAUUUAUUUGGGACUUUGUGAGCUUCUUGUUUCCUGCCUCUUUUGCCAUAGUUCUCUUUUACAUCUUUGGUCUGGAUCAGUUUGUUGGAGGGGUUUCUUUGUUACCAACAAUCCUCAUGCUUUUGGAAUAUGGACUCGCAAUUGCAUCAUCAACUUAUUGCCUAACAUUUUUCUUUUUUGACCAUACCAUGGCUCAGAACGUGGUUCUCCUGAUUCACUUUUUCACCGGAUUGAUUCUAAUGGUUAUCUCAUUUAUUAUGGGACUCAUGCCAUCAACAAUGAGUGCAAAUUCUUUACUUAAGAAUUUUUUCAGAAUAUCUCCUGGAUUUUGUUUUGCUGAUGGUCUUGCUUCAUUAGCUCUUCUGCGGCAAGGAAUGAAAGAUAAAACAAGUGAUGGGGUUUUUGAUUGGAAUGUUACCGGUGGUUCCAUCUGUUAUCUUGCUGUUGAGAGCUUUAGUUACUUUCUGUUGACACUUGCACUUGAAAUUUUCCCUUCUCUCAAAUUGACUUCAUUCAUGAUCAAGAAGUGGUGGAGAGAUGUUAAUAUUUUCCGGCGUGAUACUCCUUAUUUGGAACCUCUGUUAGAACCUUCAUCUGAAACUGUUGCAAUGAACUUCAAUGAAGAUGUAGAUGUGAAAACAGAAAGAGAUAGAGUACUUUCCGGUUCCCUUGACAAUUCCAUUAUCUACCUGCACAAUCUUCGUAAGGUAUAUUUUGAGGAGAAGCAUCAUGCGAAAAAGGUUGCAGUAGAUUCAUUAACUUUCUCAGUUCAGGAAGGAGAAUGUUUCGGAUUUUUAGGAACAAAUGGAGCUGGAAAGACCACAACACUUUCUAUGCUAUGUGGGGAAGAAUCUCCGUCUGAUGGGACUGCCUUUAUUUUUGGCAAAGAUAUAUGUUCCCAUCCCAAGGCUGCUCGUCGAUACAUUGGAUAUUGUCCACAAUUUGAUGCUCUGUUGGAAUACUUAACUGUCCAAGAGCAUCUUGAGCUCUAUGCUAGAAUAAAAGGUGUUCCAGAUUUUGCACUAGAAAAUGUUGUUAUGGAAAAGUUGGCAGAGUUUGACUUAUUGAAGCAUGCUAAUAAACCAUCAUUUUCACUUAGUGGAGGGAAUAAAAGAAAACUCUCUGUUGCAAUUGCAAUGAUUGGAGAUCCUCCUAUUGUCAUUCUUGAUGAACCAUCCACAGGUAUGGAUCCCAUUGCCAAAAGGUUCAUGUGGGAUGUAAUAUCUAGGAUAUCCACAAGACGAGGAAAGACUGCAGUAAUUCUUACUACCCACAGCAUGAAUGAAGCUCAAGCCUUAUCUACCAGAAUAGGGAUAAUGGUUGGUGGACGAUUACGAUGCAUUGGAAGUCCACAGCACCUAAAAACUAGAUUUGGGAAUCAUCUGGAACUAGAGGUAAAGCCCACUGAAGUGAGUUCUGUGGACUUGCAAACUCUCUGCCAAGCUAUUCAAGAAAGACUGCUUGAUGUCCCUUCUCAUCCUAGAAGCUUACUUAAUGACCUUGAAAUUUGCAUUGGGGGCACUGACUCUGUCACAUCAGGAAAUACCUCCAUUGCAGAGAUUAGCUUGACACGAGAAAUGAUAGGCUUAAUUGGGCGCUGGCUUGACAAUGAAGAAAGAGUGAAAACACUAAUCUCUUGUACACCUGUCUGUGAUGGAGGUUCUCAGGAACAGUUAUCAGAACAACUGUUUCGAGAUGGUGGUAUUCCUUUGCCAGUAUUUUCUGAGUGGUGGCUGUCUAAACAAAAGUUCUCUGAAAUUGAUUCAUUUUUUCUAUCUUCCUUUCGUGGAGCAAGAUGUCAAGGGUGCAAUGGUUUAAGCAUCAGAUAUCAGUUACCAUAUAAUGAGGAUUUUUCUCUGGCAGAUGUUUUUGGACUUCUUGAAAAAAACAGAAAUAGAUUAGGGAUUGCGGAGUACAGCAUCAGCCAAUCAACUCUUGAGACGAUAUUCAAUCAUUUUGCAGCUAAUCCAUGAUGUGUCCUUAUUUUACAAUUCCUUUCAUAAAAUGCUGCUUGUUGGUUAUAAUGUGUUAAUUGUAUCAAAAUGAUGACAUUAUAAGGCCAUGUAUAUUGUACAGUCAAUUAUUAUAGUGCCGAAUUGUAAAUAGAUUUGUAGUACUAAGACCCUUAAAUCAAUCUAACUGCUCUAGAAGCAUUCGAUUUCUUGAGGAUAGUACCUGUUAGGACUAUCUUCAAUUUAUCUUGUUCCGUAAUCCGUUCCAUCCCCAACCGGUUGAUAAUAAGGAGUUCGGUAGUCAUUUUCCCUUGC